AUGGAGAUGCCCUUCAUUAGUGCUACUAGUUACUUUGAUCUUGCCUUGGAUUAUCUGGAAUGGUGUGACAAUCCGUUCAGCAAGUAUUUUUCUUCUGAUAUCAGGAACCUGAUGCUGGAGGUUAGAUUAUUGAAAACUUUUGAUCUGUAUAUGAGAAAUUGCAGGAGGAGGAAUCAUGGAACGAUUUUGGAACAUGAUCAGGAGGAGAAGGCUAAUACUAAGUCUGACAGAGUGAGACAUAGUAUUAUUUUGUUCACAAUUCAAGAUCUGGUUACCAGGAUACAGCACGAUCUUCACUCUGCUUAUCUUAGAGAUAUGCAAUCUGGUGCAUCAGAUUUUAGUGGCAUUGAAGGUGAGCUCGUUGGAUUCCAGGAAGAUAUCGAAUUGUUGUUUGAGAAAGAAAUCAAUGAAUCAUGGAUCAAUAUUUUGUUGGGCCAUUACUCACUGGGAGAUACACGACUAGUUAUGGAUCUCAUUGAUUCCCUCUCUGAUAAUCUGGAGGAUCUUCUCUUCGGAGAUCAUGAAUUUGGUGAAGCUUUUCAUUAUCUAAUACAUACCCUUAAAGAGAAACUAAUGUUCUUGAAGAGUUUCAUUUGCUUUGUCACACUGCAGGGCGUUCAGGCUGCACGCCUGAUUUCUAUAUCUUGGUUUGAGAGAGACGAUGAAGAGGUUUGCAAUGCAAUGGAAUUUGAAAUUUCUCAACUGCUGCACGAGAAGAUUGAUCCGGUUGAUCCCCAAGUCCAAGAAACUUAUAUCCAUGUCCUAACUGCUUCAAAAUUGUCAAGAUCAUCACACAAUUUAGCUCUUGAGGAGAACAAGAAUCUGGUGGCUAAAUUUAUUGUCUGUCUCCUAGAUUACAUUAUGGACCUAAUAUCACAUAAUAGCAUUCUGGUUCCAGUGAAGGAUCAAAUGCUAAAAUUCCAUCAGGGAGUGAGAUUCCUGAGUAUCCUUCUUAGCCAGCAGCAAGAGAGGUUCAAUGAGCUACAUGACGAACUGAAGGAUCUUAUCAGAAUUGUGGUCUGUGAUGCAGGAAUCAUGACUUUCUCACUUUCUGUGAAUGAAAUAGAAAUAGGCCUGGCCAAGGAAACAGAUCUUGAGCUGUUUCAUUUGCUGAAAGUGCUUGAGGUUAUUAAGGGAGAAGUUACACAAAUUUAUCCAGUUACGUCACCAUCAUCAUAUAGGUUUCCAAGGACCAAUGAGUUGGGCUCCAUUGAUUUCCUACUAGAAAAUCUUGUGGAACUAGCAUGUUCUGAGCAUGAUUUAGUUACUCUUCCAAAGGAUCAAAUCCUCACAAUCCAAGAAGAUCUUAUAUUCUUAAGAUCUUUUCUACAAAAUAUUCUGGAGCAGCGCAACCAAAAUGAAAAACUACGAGAUGUUUGGAAUCAUGUGAUGGAGGUUGCAUAUAAGGCAGAGUUAGUGAUAGACUCUGUUGUGGUGGGGGAUAAACCUGAAUGUUUGGAUACUAUUGCUGGAGAUAUCAAACUUGUGAAGACUGAGGCUCUUGAAAUCUAUGACAGCAUGAGGCAUGAUAUUGAAGCUCAGAGGGUCACGAAGAAUUUUAUUUGCAUUAAAUCACAACAUAACACCCUGGGAUUGAAUGAUGUUCUGGUGGGUCUUGAUGAUGAGGUAAAAACAAUUAUGGAUAAAAUUACCAGGGGUUCAAAGCUGUUGGAUAUUGUUUCGAUUGUGGGCAUGCCUGGACUUGGCAAGACAGCAUUAGCCAGCAAAGUUUUCAAUGAUCCUUCAGUUUUAGGCCACUUUCAUAUUUGUGCUUGGUGUACUCUUUCUCAAGUGUAUAGCAAGCACAAUUUGUUGGUUCAGAUUCUUGGUUUUAUAGCUUCUGAGAGGUUUGACCAAUAUCUGAAUAUGAAUGAAGAUGAUUUGGCAGAAAAGCUCUACAAGUGUUUGAAGGGGAAUAGGUAUCUCAUCAUUUUGGACGAUGUGUGGGACAUUGAGCCAUGGAACUUGUUGAAACCAUCAUUGCCAGAUGAUGCCAAUGGAAGCAGGAUUCUUUUCACCAGUAGAUUUCAUAAUUUGUCUUCACAAUUCAAACGAGAUUGCACGCCUCACCAUCUUCGGCAACUUAUGGAUGAAGAGAGUUGGGCAUUGCUGCAGACAAAGAUAUUCGGCAAAGAAGUUUGUCCUCCAGCAUUAAGAGUAGUUGGAAAGCAAAUAGCAAAAAAUUGUAAGGGCCUACCUCUCACAGUUAUCCUUGUUGCUGGAAUUCUUUCAAAUGUUAAGGAAGAUUGCUGGGAAGAAGUUGCAAAUAGUCUGAGCUCUCGCUCAGUUAUUGAGACCGAGCACUGCAUGAAGACACUGGAGCUGUGUUACAGUCAUUUACCCGAUUAUUUGAAGCCAUGCCUCCUCUACCUUGGUGCAUUCCAGGAAGACCAAGACAUUCCUGUUCGAAAGUUAAAGUUGUUAUGGAUCUCUGAAGGAUUUGUGCGGAAGACUGAGCCAAGUGACUUAGAGGAUGUGGCAGAUGGCUACUUGACGGAUCUGAUCACUAGAAGUUUAGUUAUGGUUACGCUACAAAGAUCUGUAGGGGGGGUCAAAGCUUGCCGAAUUCAUGAUUUGGUGCAUGAGUUUUGCGUGGAAAAAGCCAAAGAAGAAAGAUUUCUACGGAUUUUGCCUGGGCAUACUGAGCUUUCUACUUAUAAUGGAUCAUACAGCACCGAUCGAUUUUUUAUUUACUCUGCCACAGAAGAGGAAUUGAAGAAUUCGAGACUACUUUUUCCCAAUUUACGCUCCUUGAUCUGUUAUUUUCCAAGGGAAGUAGUAUUGCUUGUUCACCUGAGAUACUUGACCAUUCAGUGUUAUAUAAAUUCCAUCCCAUCGUCAAUAGCCAAUCUCUCAAGGUUAGAAACUUUUAUCAUCAAAGUGUAUGAUGGAAAUGUUGGAUUGCCUGAUACUAUUCGGAGCAUGAAGAAAUUGAGGCACCUAUAUGUGGAAGGUAUUCUUUCUCCAGUUGCUUUUAGUCUUUCAUCUGACGAUCUUGAAGUCUCCCAAGAUAUAUAUCAUUUUGAAACCUUUACCCUUGCUGUUGAUCCCUCACCUCAAAUUUUCCAAAAGACACUGACAAAGUUACCAAGCAUCCGCAGGCUAAAAUGCGUGGGGGGCAGAAGAUACUCUGCUGAGAGUUUCGACAGGAUUAUCAAGCUCGAUUUUUUGAGUCAACUAGAAUCACUCAAAGUGGUUAGCUUUCAGAGAGUUGAGUUUGCAUUCCCCCUAAACCUACGAAAACUAACACUCUCAAUCCUUGAUGGGCCGGGGUUGCUUGCCAGGUUUGAACAAAAUAAACUGCCAUGGAAUAAAAUAUCAGCAAUUGCAGAGCUGCCCAAUCUUGAAGUGCUCAAAUUAAGUGGAGCCUUUGUGGGGGAAACAUGGGAAAUGGGAGAAGGGGCAUUUCCUAAGCUCAGAUUCUUGAAGUUGGCAUACUUGGACAUUGUCAGGUGGACAGCCUCUUGUGAUGAUUUCCCCCCUCUUCAGAAACUGGUUUUGGAAGGUUGUUCUAAGCUGGAAGAAGUCCCUUCUUGUUUAGGGGAUAUUCCAACUAUUGAAGUGAUAGAGGUCAAAUGGUGUCACAAGUCUACCGCAAGCUUGGUUAAGCAAAUUCAAGAACAACAGAUGGAUAUGGGAAACGAGUGUCUAAAAAUAUUUAUUCAAGAAAAUUUUAAGAUUUGGGCAAUUUCUUGA
Molecule: messenger RNA, 3696 nt
Organism: Coffea eugenioides
Lineage: Eukaryota; Viridiplantae; Streptophyta; Magnoliopsida; Gentianales; Rubiaceae
Product: putative late blight resistance protein homolog R1A-3
Exons: 3
Coding region: 1-3696 (1231 amino acids)
Biological process (GO): defense response to other organism
Molecular function (GO): ADP binding
Source: RefSeq, a predicted model, not a curated record